Mesorhabditis belari is the source of this 1182-nucleotide messenger RNA. The record is from the annotation of a GenBank genome assembly. NCBI's taxonomy places the organism in Eukaryota, Metazoa, Nematoda, Chromadorea, Rhabditida, Rhabditidae.
AUGAUUGAGCGAUUGUUUCUUCUGAUUUCCUGCUAUCUAUUGAGCUCGAAUGGAUUUAUGUUUGACAAUGAGAUUGUUGGUGAGCCGAAGGUUGAUUGCGAAGACACAAUGCUGGCAUUGACAUUUAAAACAAAGAAACCAUUUCCUGGACGAGUCUACGUACAAGGAUUAUCAGAUGAUGAACGCUGUGCUCAACAAUUCUCAAAGAACACAAAUCAAUCUAGAUUCUCACUCGUGGUCAACAAUGGUGAUUGUGCGAUGGAAAGGCAUCGAGUCAGUGGGAAACUUGAGGGUCUUAUGUUCUCACUCACAAUCGUCGUUUCCUUUCACGGGACUUUUGUCACCAAAGCUGAUCGGGCCUACAGAUGCAUGUGUUUCUUUAGAUCAACAAGCAUGCUAACAAAUUCUAUCGAAAUGUCCGGUCUUGGAACAACGGAGCUCGUUGAGGCAGCACCGGCACCCACUUGCAGCUAUGGCAUCAAACUUGGAUCUGUGGAUGGACCGCCAGUGAUAGAAGGACAAGUUGGUGACAAAAUCUUUCACGUUUGGGAAUGCGAUAACAAUGAACAACGAAUGCUGGUCCAUUCUUGUUCGGUCACUGACGGAAAAGGAUACAAAUUUGACUUGCUUGACAUCGAUGGUUGUGCAAUCGAUCCGUUGAUCCAACCGGAUUUGAAAUAUGAGGAUGAGCGAAAUCGGGCGUUCACAGAAGUCUCCGGAUACAAGUUCUCUGACACAAAAGCGCUCAACUACGAGUGUGUGAUUGAGUUGUGCAAAAGGGACUCCGACGAGUGCGAGGGUUUCUCACCACCGAACUGUGGCCGUGCCAAACGAAGUAUUUCCGCUAACGUUCGCUCUGCUCCCAAGAAUACUUGGACUGUGAAAGGCAGAAUCUCGAAAAGAGAGGCUUCGAUCGGUGUACGGAACCGAAUCUCGAUGUUGGACGCUCUUGUCGAACGAACAAUCGCUUCGGAUGAGAUUGAACUCAAGAAUUCGACAAUGAUGCAUUUCGAAUCUAUGUCGGUGCCCUCGGUUCGCGAUUUUUUGAGAAUUGCUCAACGGGAGAUUUGCAUCCCAGUCACUACGCUGAUCACCGUUACCCUUGUCUUUUCAUUGUGUAUUUUUGUGACAUUGUUUGUCGGAUGUUUGAUGGCUCGUCGACAUGUGUACAAGAUCGAAAAU